AUGAUUCUUUCGUCUUUCCUUUCUUUAUCUAUCUAUCUAUCUAUCUAUCUAUCUAUCUAUCUAUCUCAUAAAAAUAAGUCUUUCAUUCUUUCUUUCUUUCUUUCUUUCUUUCUUUCUUUCUUUCCAAUAAAAUUAAUCUGUUUGCCAAUUACCUCCUCUGUUAACUCGUGGCUUCCUCAUAAUGCUUCACUAUGCCUUUCUUUACUAUUCCCUUUCUUACAUAUCACUUUUGAAAUAUAUCAAUUUUAUGCAAUGACCGGCUGCAGUCGUCGGAUUAUCUAUCUAUCUAUCUAUCUAUCUAUCUAUCUAUCGCAGUCUGUCCAUUAUCUAUCUAUCUAUCUAUCUAUCUAUCUAUCUAUCUAUCUAUCUAUCUAUCGCAGUCUGUCCAUUAUCUAUCUAUCUAUCUAUCUAUCUAUCUAUCUAUCUAUAAUGUUUCUCUUUCUUUCUUUCUUUCAUUCUUUUUUUAUCUAUCUAUCACAGCCUGCUGAUAUCUAUCUAUCUAUCAAUGAUUCCUUCACUCUCUAUGAGAUAGCACGACUGACGCAACCAGUUUCUUUCUUUUUCUUUUUUCUUUCAUUUUUUUAUCUAUCUAUCUAUCUAUCUAUCUACCCGAGUUUCUCUUUCUUACAUUCUUUUCUUCUUUCAUUCUUUAUUUCUCAGUUUUAUAUGUAUAUAUGUAUCUAUCUUUAUUUGUUUCUUUCGUUGUUCUUUUCAUUCUUUUUAAUUUAUCUAUCUAUCUAUCUAUCUAUCUAUCUAUCUCUCAGUAUUUCUUUCUUUGUCUUUCUAUCUAUCUCUUUUUACUUUCUUUCUUUUUUAAUCUAUCUAUCUAUCUAUCUAUCUAUCUAUCUAUCUAUCUAUCUAUCUUACCAUGAUUCUUUCGUCUCUCCUUUCUUUCUUUCUUUAUCUAUCUAUCUAUCUAUCUAUCUAUCUAUCUAUAUCUACCGAUCUCAUUCUGAAUUGAUUAAAGGUCUUAAAAUGUUUUAUCUUAACAUAUUAAAAUAG
Acanthosepion pharaonis is the source of this 1002-nucleotide messenger RNA. Lineage: Eukaryota; Metazoa; Mollusca; Cephalopoda; Sepiida; Sepiidae. The record is from the annotation of a GenBank genome assembly.